CACAGAGAAUUCCAUCCAAGGGCUGCACUCGGGACUCGGCACAGCCUGCAGGAUGAGCCUGAGCAUGGAGAGCCAGCGACAGUCCUCUUAUCGGCGGCGGUUUGGCCCCCAAGCCACCGCUGUCCACCAGCCCCUGAGAUCCUCACCCCUCUUCUGGCUCCUGUCCCCCAGCCCCAGCACCAGAGUCUCCAUGACCAAGAAGAGGACCUCGAGCCUGAGCAUCCGUGCCAGCCCCAGGUUCUCCCAGGACAAGGCAGAUUUCUCCCUGGCCGACGCCCUCAACACCGAGUUCAAGGAGACACGCACCAACGAGAAGGUGGAGAUGAUGGAGCUGAACGACCGCUUCGCCAGCUACAUCGAGAAGGUGCGCUUCCUGGAGCAGCAGAACAAGGUACUCGUGGCAGAGCUCAACCAGAUCAGAGACAAGGAGCCCACCAAGCUGGGCGACAUCUACCAUGAGGAGCUGCGAGAGCUCCGCCGGCAGGUGGACCAGCUGUCUAAUGCCAAGACCAGGCUGGAGAUCGAGAGGGACAACCUGCUGGACGACGUCAACGGCCUCCGGCAAAAGUUACAGGAAGAGACUAAUCUACGGCUUGAAGCCGAAAACAAUUUGUCUUCCUACAGACAGGAUGUUGACAGUGCUGCACUCGUGCGCCUGGACCUGGAGCGGAAAGUCGAGUCCCUGCAGGAGGAGAUCAACUUCCUGAGGAAAGUCCAUGAGGAGGAGCUGAGAGAGCUGCAGGAGCAGCUGGCGCAGCAGCAGGUCCACAUUGAGAUGGACAUGUCCAAACCGGACCUGACGGCUGCGCUGCGGGAGAUCCGCAUUCAGUACGAGUCCAUGGCCUCCAGCAACAUGCACGAGACCGAGGAGUGGUACAAGUCCAAGUUUGCAGACCUGACGGAUGCGGCAGCUCGGAACAUUGAAGCCUUGCGCCUGGCCAAGCAAGAAGCCAAUGAGUACCGGCGCCAGCUCCAGGCACUCACCUGCGACCUGGAGUCCCUGCGGGGAAUGAAUGAAUCCCUGGAGAGGCAGCUGCGGGAGAUGGAGGACCGCUAUGCCACGGAGACAGCCAGUUACCAGGACACCGUCAUCCAGCUGGAGGAGGACAUCCGGAACCUCAAGCAGGAGAUGGCUCGGCACCUCCAGGAAUACCAGGACCUGCUCAACGUCAAGCUGGCCUUGGACAUUGAGAUUACCACCUACCGCAAGCUCCUGGAGGGAGAGGAAAGCAGGAUCACGAUCCCCGUGCAGACCUUCUCCAACCUGCAGAUCCGAGAGACCAGCCUGGAUACCAAGUCAGUGUCUGAGGCUCACCUGAAGAGGAACAUCGUGGUCAAAACUGUGGAGACCAGAGAUGCAGAGGUGACCAAGGAAUCCACCCAGGAGCACAAGGACUAAGGCGGGUGGAGCGCGAGGGUCGGCUAGCGUGUAGCUGUAGAUCACUAGCAGCGUAGAUCCCGCCUGACACUCAGCCCCUCUGAUGUGGAACCAGGAGGGCUCGGCUGCUGCGAGGGACCCACAUGGAGGGAGCGUGUUUCGCUUGCCGGGGAGUGGCGCUAACGAGCCUAACCGAGGAGCUAGAGUAACCAGCGCCCCUUAGCACCGCUGCACACUGUUCCGAGCCCCGUCUCUCCCUCCCGCUGCCCCUGCCCAGUCUCCCGUCUGCCUUGGUCCGUGGCAGUCGCGCCCCUCUGGGAGAGGCCUGCUGAGCUGCUCCAGAGCCUGGUGGUGUUUGAGGCCCUGCUGAGGCUGCCAGAGCUCACCUAGGGAUAGGGCUGUGCUGGGCCCACCCAGAAACCCAUGAACGCCGGCUCCCUUGGGGGGCUCUGCAGGAGGCCGUCUGCAGAGGGAAGGCAAAGCAAUGGAAGGGCCAGCUGAUGCCCACAGAAAGGGCCAAAUCCCUGGCCCGGGGGCUGCAGAGUUUCCACGGCCUGCUGGAGCCAAGGGGUGGGAUUUGGCUGCACCCCACCGCCUGCCCCAGAUCUCAAAGCCCCUAGGAUGGCUGAGGCCCUGACCCCAGCUCAGGCCCAGGCACCCCCAGGAGAGGUAGGAGGGGCCCUGAGUGUGAGUCUGCCCAGGGUUAACGCUGACAGCGCCCAUGAUCUGGCCCAGGGAGACCCCCAUGGAGUUGCAAGGGGGGGUGAUGCUGUGGAGAGCAGCUCUCCUUCAGCACAGCCCCUCACGCCCCCCACCAGCCUCUUGGAGAUCAGGCUGAAAGGCUUCCAGGGCGGGAGAUACUGCUGCCCUCCCUGGGGUGGGCUUGGGCCCAAAGGAGCAGGGUUUCUGCUCCCUGGCCCCUGCAAUGGGAUGGUGCAGCAGCACCUGCCCCCCAGUGCACCAGCGGUGGGUCUGGGGGAGGCAAAGGCACUAGGCAGCCGCGCUGCACCAAAGGCCCUGGCCGGCCCGGGAGCUGCGGCUGGGCUAAUGUGGAGGAGAGCUGAUUGGAACUGGAGGCAGGAGCCCUGACGGGGGGGGGGGGGGGGGGGGGGGGCUGGGCUGGCUGAUGUCCCCGCUUUGUGCUGAGGGCUUGGAACUGAUGUUUCCUGCUCACUGAGCACCAGGCAGAUUAGCCAGAGGAGCUGAGGGGACGGGAGGGACAGAGCCUCACAGGGAAACAGCUCCCUGCUGCUGGCAGGGGGCCACGAAGCCUCUUCAGGCUGCACAGAGGACAUCAGACCCAUCAUGGGGGGAGGGCUGCGGGCCGCAGCCUCCGGACAGCUUCUUGGUUUAAUCCAGGCCUGUUCCCAGACCCCGGGCUGGCCAGCUGCGAGGGGCAUGAGUGGCGGGGCCCUGCCGAGCAGUGAGGCGCAGGUUUGCCCUGCUUGGCGAUGGCAGCGUCCAGCUCUCGCUGUCACGGCCCCUCCAAGCGGCACUGCACAGCCAGGGAGCUGGUGAGCUGACUGUGCCCUGCUUGGCUACAGCCUGGGCCAAGGCCAGCCAGGUCAGGGGCUCAGGGGCUCGGGACUGGGUCAGGCGCUCCCUGCCAUUGGCUCCCCUGGGAGCAGAGCAGGCCGUUAGCUCUCCCAUCUGUGUGUGUGUGGGGGGGUAUUUUCCUCCCUCCCAGACAGGCUGAGGGGAGCUCACUGGUGUUUGGGAGGGGGCAGAGCCAUCACAGAGCAGGCCCUAUGGCAGGAGGGGCUGGCGGCAUGAGUUAAAGCCCAGGAGGGUCCCUGCGCCCUCCCAGUGCGAAGGGUUUGUUACCGGGGCCCCUUGUCUCCCGGUUUCCCACGGGGUUGCUCUGAAACGCUCACUCUGUGGGGCAGUGCCAGCAGAGGGUGCCUGGCUCAGGCAGGUACUGCCCUCGCUCGGGAGGGUGGCAGAAUCUGGCUCUAUGUCGAAUUCUCUCUAUGGAUUGUUCUCUGUGUGUCCUGAACUGUUGGACAGUGGUGUGUGCCGGUGAACAGCUGCCACCUUCUGCCCCAGAGGUGGCUGCAUUGCAGCCGGGGUGAAUACAGUGGAGGGAUGUGACUAUGGGUGUAGAGCCAGCAAGGUGGCUGAUCUCAACCAGCCAGCGCUUCUUCCCCCAGUUGGACAUUUCUAAUGCAUGUGAAAAUGGAGAGGGUGGAGAGAAAGGGACUGGAGGGUGAGAGAGGAGCCGGAUGGGGCCGGCCUGUCUGGGAGCCCCAUUGUGUGUUCAGGGGCAGGAGAUGCUCCUAGUGACCGUAGCUGCGUUGGGGGGGAAGGGGGCUCCAUUGUCACUCCAGCCCCAGCUGCGCUGCAGCCCCCUCUGGGCCAUGCUCUGCCUGUGAUCUAGGUGCCAACACAACACUGCCCCCCGUGCCUGCCACCCUGCAGCCUCAUGCGGAGAUGGGCAGCGGGAGGGGGGGGCGGCAGCAGGCCCAGAGUUUACAUAUUCUGUGUCCCAUAGGAGCCCAGUCAGCUGGGACUGCCUGGCAAAGACCCUGCCAGCCAUCACACGUGGGCAGCGAAUCCUGCGAGUGCGAGCGCAGCCGUGCGUGGGGCGGAAAGGUCAGCCCUGCUCCACUGCCCUGAACCUCCGCUAUACACAUAGUUCCCAGCCAAGCCAAUGUGAGCCAGCCACCCCGCAGGGCAGGACGGUCGUAACUCAUCAAAGAGCUGCUCAGAAUGACCUCCCCAGGGCUCAGCCUGCUAGACUGGGCCUGCCGCUCCUGACCCAGGGCUGCCGUAUCUAGCUGCAUCCCGGUGCUAGGAGCCCUCCGCCCCAUUUCCCUUGUGCAUGGUUGGUUUAGGAGCGAAGAUCUAAUGGCUGCUUCCAGGAGCAGUUAGUGCCAUUCAUCUGCCCCUCCGCUAUCUCCACUGCGCGCAGGCUCUGAGUGCAGGUUAUCACCGUGGAUCCACGCAACCUUGCAGCUCCCCAGAGGCAGGGGCGUAUUAUCAUCCCGCACGUGCAGCUGGGCCAGCUGAGGCAGAGAGAGGCGUGACGUGCCCAAGCUCACCCAGCAAGGCAGUGGCAGAGCCAGCCUAGCCCCUGCCUCCCCUAGCUCCCACCCCUGUGCCCUACCCACUAGACAACACUCUCCUUGUAGAGUCUCCACAAGAGCGUCCCAAAGCAUGGAGGGGAUGGUGGCACUGACGUGGCCCUGCAAGGCACCUGCAGCAGCCGUGCUGGGCCCUGGAGUGACUCUCCCAGCUGGGUGCCGACCUGUUCAGAAGAGAUCAGAGAUUCUGGGCAGCUCAGGUUUUGGGGAUCUGGGGGAUUUUCAGAGGUGGGUGCCCAGCAUUUCUUAAAACCAGAACUCUUCAAAGUGUCUCCACAUGAGCCCCCAAAAUGGAGCCCUGCCCCAACUCAUUCAUCAUUUAGGAGCAGGGACCUUUGGCCUCAGAACCUCUGUUUCCAGAGCCCAGACCCUAAUCCAGCCACAGGGAGGGGCAGGGUCAAACCAGAGACAGAGUCCCCAGAGCUGCAGGAAUUGGCUGCCCUGGGCUGUUCCUGGAAGGCCUGGGGUGUGUGGGGGGCCCAGGUAGGAGGUGGCCUGAGGCGCGCCAGGGAGCAGGUGUGUUGUGUGUCGUUUGCAUAGAACCCUCGCUCUGCGCUCUGAUACGGGAGUGAGCAAUCUCCCGCUGGAGUGUCUGCAUUGCAUGGGGCUACUGAAUUCAUAUGCUAAUAGCAGCAGCCUGAGUCGAGAAAUAAAGCUAAAGCAAGCA
Chelonia mydas (Green sea turtle) is the source of this 5128-nucleotide messenger RNA. It is a transcript of the gene GFAP, whose product is annotated as glial fibrillary acidic protein. Gene Ontology annotation, cellular component: intermediate filament; cell projection; cytoplasm. Gene Ontology annotation, molecular function: structural constituent of cytoskeleton. The record is from RefSeq and is a predicted model, not a curated record. Lineage: Eukaryota; Metazoa; Chordata; Testudines; Cheloniidae. The transcript has 9 exons. The coding region runs from base 53 to 1399 and encodes 448 amino acids. Gene Ontology annotation, biological process: intermediate filament organization; regulation of chaperone-mediated autophagy.